CCCAUAUCUGAGGACACGGAACACAUUCCACAGCUCGGUGCCAAGGUCACUUAUUGAUAUAAGAUGGCUGGUUCCCAUCGUAUACCUUCCAUUGUGCCAACAUGAGACCCUGUGUACUUUUGACUCUGCUUCUAGCAGUGACCAUCGUCUCUGCUCGGCGACAAACCAGGAAUCUGCUACAGUUUCGAAAAAUAAUAAAGUGCACAAUACCAGAUAGCAAGCCACUGGAUGAUUACAAUGGAUAUGGCUGCUAUUGUGGGUUCGGGGGCUCCGGCACUCCUGUAGAUAGCCUGGAUGCGUGUUGCAAGGUUCACGAUAACUGCUACAGUGACUCCAGAUCAGUUGUUAACUGCAACCCCAUAUUUGAUAACCCUUACACAGAGUUCUACGCGUACAGUUGUGAAAAUAAAGUUGUGACCUGCAAAAAUGAAAACAACCCAUGUGAGAUGCACAUCUGUGAGUGUGACAGAAAAGCCGCCCUCUGCUUUUCCAAAGCAAGCUAUAAUGAGCAAUACAAGAACCUGGACAAGAAAAAGUACUGUCAGUGAUCGGAGGAGGGCACCUAGCAGCCAGAUGU
This is a messenger RNA of Nanorana parkeri, 577 nucleotides long. Its product is annotated as phospholipase A2, minor isoenzyme-like. Gene Ontology annotation, biological process: arachidonate secretion; phospholipid metabolic process; lipid catabolic process. The record is from RefSeq and is a predicted model, not a curated record. The transcript is spliced from 4 exons. NCBI's taxonomy places the organism in Eukaryota, Metazoa, Chordata, Amphibia, Anura, Dicroglossidae. The coding region runs from base 102 to 548 and encodes 148 amino acids. Gene Ontology annotation, molecular function: phospholipid binding; calcium ion binding.